AGAGCCGCCGCCUGCCGUCCUCCGGGUGAGCUGACUGGCGGUGCGUUGAGGCUCCGCCCCCUCCGGCAGCGUGGGUGGAAGGUAAACGGCCGCUACCUGCACAGCUGUUCUUCGUUACCCGGCCAGCUCAGGUGUGCGUCAGACUCACCUGGAGCCAUGCAGACCACCAAAGGAGCGCUGCUGCAGACCCCUCUGGAGAAGACCUGGGUUCCCUGGAGGAAGAGCCGGCUGAGCCAGCGCCGAGGCUCGUCCGUCCCUCAGUUCACCAACUCCCCGACCAUGAUCGUGAUGGUCGGACUGCCGGCUCGAGGGAAGACUUACAUCUCCAAGAAGCUCACCAGAUACCUGAACUGGAUCGGCGUCACCACCAAAGUGUUUAACGUCGGACAGUACCGUCGAGAUGCGACUCGAUCCUACAACAGCUUCGAGUUCUUCCGACCCGACAAUGAGGAGGCCAUGAAGAUCAGAAAGGCCUGUGCCGUCGCUGCCCUCAAGGAUGUCUGCAACUACUUCACCAUGGAGAUGGGCCAGGUGGUGGUUUUCGAUGCCACCAACACCACUCCAGAGCGCAGAGACGUCAUUCUGAGCUUCGCCAAAGAGAACGGCUACAAGGUGUUUUUCGUGGAGUCGAUCUGUGACGAUCCAGAGAUCAUCGCCGAGAACAUCAAACAGGUGAAGCUGAGCAGUCCGGACUACGUCAACUGCGACAAAGAGGAAGCUGUGGCCGACUUUUUAAAGAGGAUUGAUUGUUAUAAACUAACAUACGUUCCUCUCGACGACAUCAAGGACCGGAGCUUGUCCUAUAUUAAGAUCUUCAACGUGGGCAGCCGCUACUUGGUGAACCGGGUGCAGGACCACAUCCAGAGCCGCAUCGUGUAUUAUCUCAUGAACAUACACGUCACGCCCAGGUCCAUCUACCUGUGUCGCCACGGCGAGAGCGAGCUCAACCUGGUGGGUCGCAUCGGUGGAGACUCGGGGCUGUCGGGUCGUGGCGCUCAGUUUGCCAGCGCUCUGGGCUCCUACAUGCGAGGUCAGACCAUCAGUGACCUGAAAGUCUGGACGAGUCACAUGAAGAGGACCAUCCAGACGGCGGAGGCUCUGGGCGUCCAGUAUGAACAGUGGAAGGCUCUGAAUGAGAUCGACGCUGGCGUCUGUGAAGAGAUGACAUAUGAGGAGAUCCAGGAGAAUUAUCCCGAGGAGUUUGCCCUGAGAGACCAGGACAAGUACCGAUACCGCUACCCCAAAGGAGAGUCCUAUGAGGACCUGGUCCAGCGCCUGGAGCCGGUCAUCAUGGAACUGGAGAGGCAGGAGAACGUCCUCGUCAUCUGCCACCAGGCCGUGAUGAGGUGUCUGCUGGCUUACUUCCUCGAUAAGAGCGCAGGUGAGCUGCCCUACCUGAAGUGUCCUCUGCACACCGUCCUCAAACUCACCCCGGUCGCCUACGGUUGUAAAGUGGAGUCGGUCUUCCUCAACAUUGAAGCCGUGAACACGCACAGAGACAAACCAGUGAACGUGGACGUUGACAGAGAGCCGGCCGAGGCUCUGGAGACGGUUCCCGAGCACAUCUAGAGGACCCCCAGCAGCCGGACCGGACGGAAAGUGGCCUUUUUGUGUUUGUUUAUUUUGUAAUUUAAGUAAUUGUAGAGAUUAUUGUUGUUGUUGGUGUGAAGCAGGAAAGCUUCAGUGUUGAAAAUAAGAUUUUAUUUUAUUUUUUUUCCUAAUGGCAGCCUACUUCCAUUGUAAACGCACUUUAUAAUGCAGGGCCAAGGCCAAACGUCUGGAAUGAAGACGACUCUUUUACUGUGAAAAACUACUGGUUUGUCUCUACUUCCUGUUUACUUUAACCCAAGCCUAGCAACACGUUAACAGUCAGUCAGAUCUCAACUUGCUGUGUGGAUUUAUGGUGUCCAUCUUCAAACAUUCAGGUAUCCAGAUGUUUCCGGUUGACCAGCUGCUGACUAAAGCCCCGUUCAGACAUGUUUUCUGUUAAUAUGAUGCCAAAUAAACCUGUUGACUACACGUCUGAGCGGACGUUCUACUCAAUUUAUCCUAAAGGUCGUGCCAGAAAUCUCAGAUUGGCUCUAGCAGCAUUAACUGAACAGCUGUACUUGGAGUCAUGUGAAGUGAUUUAGGAAAGAUUUUCCACGUUUCAGCCACGAUAUUCAUCCAAAAACACCACAGAGAGCAAAAGAUAUUGUAGCAGGAGCUGAAGUUUAGCUUGUUGCUUCCAGUUGUUUAGGACCGUUUCCUCUGUUUUUAUUAAAUAUCUGCAGCGUCAGACAGCAGCUGGAUCUUUCAAAGUGUCUCCAAAGAUAAAGAGUUGCCUUUUUUUUUUUUUUAUUAACAGCAGCAACUUAAAUAAUUGGCUAUAAUUAUAAAUGAUCCCUGGCAUGAAAUUAAUAUUUUUUUAAAACAAUCUCCAGUGUUCAGGAAAUCGUAAACUGUUGCAUGUUUGGACGCUUUGAGAAGCUGCUGUUAGCUUAAAUUUAGCCUUUUGUUUCUCAUUACAUUAUCAUGUUUUAUACAACACCUGGUGUGUUGUCUAUUCUUUCGUGAACGGCAAAUAUCGCGUCUCUCUGUGGUGGUUUUGACAUAAAUUGACAUCCGUCUGACUAAAUGUCGUCACUUUUAACGGAUCGAUGAAGCCGGUAAAGAUCACAUGUCUGAAAGGGGCUUUGAUUAAACGAGCCUUAAAGGAACAGUUUGACAUCCAGUCCAGUUAGCUUAGCACAGAGACUUUAACCAUGUGCUGCAGCUUUCAUUACAGACUGUUGCAUGAAGAUCGUUGCACCUUGAACUUCCACCUCAUAAAUCCAUCAUAUCAAGUUCAAGGCCACAAACAAAACUGAUCUGGAAUGCAAAGGUCGACCGUUGUAUUUUUACUCCUGCGAGAAGCCACCACAUAUUUUCUGCUGUUCGAAUGAUGGUGGGCCAGAAAAGCAUCUUGGCAAGCGCCUACUGCUUGGCAUUCUGGUAUUUUUAGACGUGGUGUGAGCUGGACUACAGACGGAGGCUUCAGAGCAACAGAAUACAGAUUUAACCUCCUGGAAAUGAUUAAAAACAUGCAUAAAAUUUAGACAUGAUAGUCGACUCCUGGGUCAUUCCAGAACUCAAGGACAUUUGAGCCUCAAUGUUUGAAAAACAAACCAGGUUUCUGCUCCAUACUCAUCAAUAAUAGGUUCUGAUUGACUCGGCUUCCAUAUCAACGGUAGCAUCUUUUAUCCAUGUUUUAUUGGUUGUUUUCUAACUCCUAUCACAGUAACAAGGUUGCUAAUCCAUCCUACUGAAAAUGACGAGACAGAAAACGACAAAUGAGACAGAAAACGAGACACUAAACUAGUGUUGUAUCCUGUUAGCUUAAUUAGCGCUACAGCUAACGUCUAGUUCCAUGAGCUUCUUGUUUGGGCUCUAAAUUGUCAGAAAAUGGUGACAAACAACAAAUGUUAUAGACCCCUUGCAGUGUUUACAUGGUAUGCGCGCGCAGACCCGGUGCACAUUCCACUUUAAUUUAAUGGGUGAGCCAGUGUCUGACGACUGGGGUGUCUUGAGUUCCCCGAACAAGAACAGAAAGAUAGCGUUUAGGAAAUUGCACAUCUCGGCUUUGGCCGCAUCAAUGGGCUCGCUUUGAGAAGGCGGUGGCGGCUGUUGUUUGGGGCUGCCGCCGCUGACAACCGCUGACAGCCGCCUCCUGCUGCCUGCCGGACACGGCCUCUUGCUGUUUGGAUGCAGCAGAUGUGUGCUGUCCUGUUGCUGCUGGCCUGGUUCGGCAUGUUGGGUAUUCAAUGCGUUAUCAGGCACUACUUUGACAUACUGCACUGUCCUGCUAACGGGCUCAGGGCUUCUCCGGUAUAUCAGCAGGAACUGUGAUAUCAACGUAACGACUGCUCCGGAGAACGCGGAAAUCAGUGUUAAGUAAACCAAACGUUUAGCCGCGGUAACAAAGCAAGUUCCACCUGGUCGCUGUCACAGCUGCCAUAUCAUCUGCUUUACUACGAUUCUGACAGCCGACAGCACAAGAAGAAGGCAUAUUUAGCGUAAUAUGAGCUUACAAUAUCACGCCUUGGCCAGGUAAACAGGCUUUGUUUUGAACCGGGUCUGCGCGCGCAGCUGCCUAAUUAAGUAUGCAUACGUCAUGUGGAAGGGGUCUAUAUUUUGUUGUCAACCCAAAGAUCUUCAGUUUACUGUCAAAGAAGAAACCAGAAAAUAUUAACAUAUCAGAAUAGUGAAUAAAUAAGCGGUUAAUACAGGUUGAAACUCUGUUUACACUUAAGUAUAACGUGUUGUGAUACAUUUAAUUUAUUGUGAUGUCUCGACUACAGAUCACAGGUUUAUCAUUAAAACUGGAGUUUUCUUCAUUUAAAACAGCUGAUUCCUGCCUUAGUUGGUGUUUUACUGCCAGCAAAUGUCCAAAUGAAACCAUCAGGGUUUAAUUAGAAGCGAUGGAACCAAACGAGCUGCUGGUGGGUAAAAACCACAAAUCUCCUUUAAAUGAACGUAUUUGACCCAAAAUGUUGAACUGCUUCCAAACUGUUCCUUGAACGCUGCAGAUUUAAUCCAACAUGUAACUGGUGGAGGUGUUGAGCUUCCAUCCACAUGCGAAGAAAAACCCUCAUCUGCACAAUAAAUAUUAGCAUGUUAGCGUCAGAGUUGAUAAACAGACAUGUUAAUACUCACAUAAUGGAUGGAAAUGGUUUUAUUUUGCUUUUUCUUCUGCUAAUGUUCCAUUUCACUACUUUGGUUUGUAGAGUUCAUGUGUCUUUCCCAUGUUUAGUGUCUUCAGUGCAGAAAACUUCUUCAGUUCUGUGGGCAGCAGCCGGGUUUCCAUCAUUUUGACUUUUUCUGAAAAGAAUGGAUGAACUUCAUGGGAAAUGGAAAAACGCUUUCUGAUGAGGUUUUAUCUCCUCGGGUUUAUCUUAAAACUCGCUGUAGUUUUUCUGUUUAUUACAGCUGUCACCAAUAGCGCCACCUUCUGUCCACGCUGAGCAGUUUAUUUGCUCCACAGUAGCUGUCAGAAACCAGUUUCUUUGCAUUUAAAACAUUUUUGGCGACUCUUAGAGUUUUGACGUUUCCAUGGAAACCCGGCUGGUUUUGCUUGCAGAGCUGCUGGUGAUGAGUAAAAACUUUUGCUGCUGAACUCCUCUGAUGAACUGAAGGAUUCUGGGAGGAAUCAGGAGAUGUUUGUCCCUUUAACUGCCCCACAAACACCACAAUGUGCCUCAUAUUUAAUAACACAUAACUCUAUGCAGCGUUCACACAACAGACGUUCUAACGGAACCCUGAGGAUCCUUAUGGUGCAUUACUUCUUCUAUUUUACUGUUUUCUAAAGAAACCACGUCCACCUUAAUCAGUUUCUCGUAGCGUGUUGUGAUCGGGUUUAGAUCCUGGCGUCAUGAGUCUGUGGUUCUGUUAAAGCUCUCUCUGGCUUAACCAGUUUGAGUGUAUGGAUUUUGAAAAUGUGCAAAAAUUUAUCCAAAAUAUGACAUAAUUCAAAAUGGCUGACUUCCUGUUGUGUUUUAGGUACUGUUAAUAUUUUUGUGCAUCCUGAUGAAUGUACCAAAUUUCAUCGACGUAUGUGACACGACCUGGUCGUAGUUCCUGUUUAUAAUUUUCCAGGUGGCGCUAUUGAGCUGUUUGACUCACACCUAUGCAGGGCCCCUAAAAUAUUUUUUUGGCCAAUCCUGAUGUGUUCAAAGUUUCACACAUUUCAGUAUUUGUAGGCCUUCAAAAGUGUGAUUCAAAAGACAAAGAAUGAAAAAUAAUUUUUAAGAAUCGUGGGUUUCCACAGACUCUUUGCAGGGUUCGGUGCUCGGACCCUAAUUAUCCACUUUAGACUUUUUUUUUUUCCCCAUCAAUUUGGCCAAUUUCAGAGAUUUUGUAGAACUGAAAUAACCUGACAGUGUUGCAUCAUUUGGGACAAAUUUUGGGUAAUUCUGUCCAGUUCAGGAGCCUGCAGGAGUUUUGUCAGUGAUCUGACUCAGUCAUGUAAAGAUUAGUGCAGUAAUGGAUGGAUUCAUGACACCAGGAAGCCCAGAUGUUUGUGCUCAUCGUAGCUUCACUGUAGUCGCCUGAGGCAGCAAUAGAAACCCAACUUCCUCAGGGGAACCUUAUUUAAAACCAGAUGCCAGCAGAUACGAGUGUAAAUAAACGUAUGAACAUUUAAACUGUAUCUGUCUUUUUAAACUGCUUUUCUCUUGUCUGUGUAAAUUUGCAAUGGUGCCAGAGUUCAGUGGAAAUACUGAUUAAUCAAAUGUUUUCUGUAAACUUGAACUGUUACCUUAAAGUCCACGCAAUAAAUGGAAAAACGA
Messenger RNA from Acanthochromis polyacanthus (spiny chromis), 6305 nucleotides. RefSeq names its product 6-phosphofructo-2-kinase/fructose-2,6-bisphosphatase-like. The transcript is spliced from 14 exons. The record is from RefSeq and is a predicted model, not a curated record. The coding region runs from base 157 to 1569 and encodes 470 amino acids. Gene Ontology annotation, cellular component: 6-phosphofructo-2-kinase/fructose-2,6-biphosphatase complex; cytosol. NCBI's taxonomy places the organism in Eukaryota, Metazoa, Chordata, Actinopteri, Pomacentridae. Gene Ontology annotation, molecular function: 6-phosphofructo-2-kinase activity; ATP binding; fructose-2,6-bisphosphate 2-phosphatase activity. Gene Ontology annotation, biological process: fructose 2,6-bisphosphate metabolic process; fructose metabolic process.